Molecule: messenger RNA, 5557 nt
Organism: Ruditapes philippinarum (Manila clam)
Lineage: Eukaryota; Metazoa; Mollusca; Bivalvia; Venerida; Veneridae
Product: resistance to inhibitors of cholinesterase protein 3-like
Exons: 7
Coding region: 1-1029 (342 amino acids)
Biological process (GO): synaptic transmission, cholinergic; protein localization to cell surface
Cellular component (GO): neuronal cell body; intracellular membrane-bounded organelle; neuron projection
Source: RefSeq, a predicted model, not a curated record
AUGGAUUUUCAGACGAUUCGUAUCUAUGGCUCUAUUGCCGUUAUACUAGGAUGUUUCCUAUUCCUUUACCCAAAGUUACUGCAUCCUGUAUUCAUGACAUUACUUGGAAUGAAUACCUCGCCAAAAGACCAAAAGGCGGAUGAUUUUGUUCCACCUGCUUUGAGAGACAGGCCAGGUAUGGGUGGUCCUGGAGGAGAUUUGCCAGAUCAUAUAAAGAAAAUGAGACAUGGUCCUCAUCCUGGAAUGAGAGCAGCGGCAGCGGAACAAUCUAAACAGACAAAAGGUUCAGGCAGAGGCAUGAUGGGAGUUAUACUACCUAUGUACGCUGUUGGAAUAGUAGUUUAUCUUGUCUAUACCCUGUUUAAGGUGUUUGGAAAGAAUGACAAGAGUGGUAGUAGAAGAGGCAGCCCUAGUAGAGAGCCACGUUCAGAAUAUGACGUAGGACAACAAGGAGAUGAGCAAGGUAGAGUAUCGGGGAAGAAAGGCGAUACUUUAACAGAACAAGAUUUAAAAGGCCAGCUUGAGAAGCUUCAUUCGUUAGCUAAUACUGUGAAAGGCAAUGAUAUGAAGGAGAUGGACAUGAGAAAGUUACAAGAGAGACUUGCGGAGACCGAGGCACAAAUGACCAAGAUAUUAGCUGCUAUGCAAGCUGUACAGACCAAAGUUGUUGAUGCUCCCACUGACAAAACAGAAACUAGUAAAGAUGUUAAACCUGAAGAAAAAACUACAGAGAAAACUGAAGAUAAAAAGGAUCCCUCUAAUGGUGGUGAUCGAUCAUCGGAGGAGUCAGAGAGUUAUGAGAUUAUAAACAAAUCUGAUCGUGAGUCUAGUUGUGAUGAAAACAGUCCAACCAAGGUAGAAACACUGACAUCUGAAGGUGAUCAGAACAAAAUUGUGGAACAAGAAGAAGAUGAAAAAUGUCAAGAGGAUGAAGUGAAAGAAGAAAUACUGAAGGAUAAAGAAGAAAAUUCAGGAGAUGAGGCAAAGACUGUAAGAAAACGAGUAACAAAGAAAGAGGCUGAAUCAUGAAAUUGAUCAUUGUUUAAACAUUGUGAUAUAUAUUUACUGUUUUAAUUUUCAAAUGGGGUAUGUACUAUAUGUUUGAUGAAAAUGAGAAAUGUGCUUUAAUAUAUCCACUUAAGACAUUUAUUGUUGACCAACUUUUGUAUUUUUUAUAUCAUGAAAGUAAGAUGCAUACACAUGAUAUAAAGUAUUUAAGAACUCUUUUGGCAAUUAUUUUGCAUUUUUUAGGGCCUAUACAUUUGAUUGUUUGUAUUUUAACUGAAUAUAGUGGAAUCAAAAAUAUAUAUUCGCCAUAAAUAUCAAUCUCUUAUUUUUGCUCUAUGUAAAGGUCAGGUAUAAAACUGUUACAAAAAUGUUAUUUUUGCGGUCAGUUUUUCAUUCUAGCAUCAGUAAGUAUGGGUAAUGUAGGAUAAAUAUCAUGGUCAUUUUUAGUUUGCUCUUUUGACAAUGAUAAAAAUUUUCAUUUUGAUUUUUACAGAUUCUGUUAUGUCAUUAAAAUAUUAAAGAGAAAACAUGUUUUGCAAAAUUUGAUUCACACCAAACUGACAGUUCAGUGUCUUAGUAUACGAAGCAUCUUCAUCAGUAUAUAUUGUGACUUGUAGUGACUGAAUAGGGAACAAUAAUUAAAUUACCAUAUACUGAAUGAGUACCUAUCAGUGCAGACCAUUAUGAGAAGGCAUAGAUGUGUCAGAUGACCUUGGUCUGCACUGGUGGCAUAGGUAGAAUCUAUUGCCAUGACAGGUUAAGGGUUUAAAUAUCUUUUCACAGAUAUUUGUAAAAAUGCAUAAUUAUUAUUAUAUAUGUGCACUUAAUAGUUUUCAUAUUGUUAGCACUUUCCAUGACAAAUCAUGUUUACUACUGACAGAAUGCUGUAAAAUAAUUUAAUUUUGUGGAUAUGAAAUUUUGUGGUUUUGUUAAAAAAAAAAUAUAUAUAAAAUAUAUAAAAGACAUGUAAAAAAAGACAAAUUUCCAUUGUUCCUUGAUUCAUGGUUUUCUAUUUUUGCAAAAAUAAAAGAAAGAAAAAUGCAAAUAAUGUUAUGCAAAAUAAUCUUACGGGAGUUAAAAUUGAAUUUUAUUGGAUCUUGACCUAUUCAUGAAAAUUAUUACUCCAUGAAUAAUAAUGAUUUUGCGGUAGUUAUAUUCAUUUUACAGUUUUAUGUUUAGUUUUAUUUUUCCCAAAUAGUCCCAGAAUCUCUUAACAUUACUGUGUGUAGAAUAAUUUUACAAUAUUUAGAAUCUCAAUGGGUGUUUGUUUUUUGUGCACUUCUUUUGUUCAUUUUUGUCAUAAUUUAUUUUUUACAUGAUUAUUGAAUCAUUUAUAUUGCAUUAUUGAUUGAUUUUUAAAAAUGCAGACUUGUGCAGCUUGUGUGAUAACUUCUAUUUUACUUUCAAAGAUUUGAAUGGGUAGCGAUAGGUAGACUAGUGGUGUAGGUAUUUGCCUUUCAACCCCAGGGAUUAUGGUUUCAAGCCCUAUAGGGGUGACAAUCAUGAUUUCUCAUUAAACAAAAAUUGGUUAGUUCCAGGAGUUCUUAUAGUCUCAAGUUUUCAUCGUACUGACAUAAAUAUGUUUAACCAAAGAAUUCUGAAAUUGUAACCAUGUUAUGCUAUGGUGGAUUAUAGAACAGCAUUUCCUCUACAUUCUAUAAGACAUAACACUAUUACACUUAAGAAUUAUGAUUCCUUGGUCUUUGCUCCUAAUGCACAAGCAUUAUCCUUUAUUAUUUGUUGUGUUCAGUGUUAGUUUAUAAAAAAAAAUUUAUUGCUGUAGUAUAUAAAAGUUUUAAUAUACAUGUUCUUUCAUUAGAUGUUGUAGUUAUAUUGAAAAUUUUAUUUUCCCGGUACUUUUUGAAAUUACCUAACACUGAAGACAUUCUGAGGACAUUAAUUUGUUUGUUUAUCAGCUUAUGUUAUAAUAAAUAUAGAGUAUGAAUUUCUAAGAUUUUCACAUUUUUGACCUUGUAAUUUUUUUAUUUAAAGUUUACCUGUUUUCUUGCAGAUUGCAUAUUAAUCAUUAAGUUGCCAAAGUUUUGUAUUUUGUUGUUUUCUUAGCAUUAGUUGUAAAAGAAUCAUUUAAGUAGCUUGCCUCCAGAUUCAUGAUAAUUUUCAUUAAAAUGUUGAAAAUGUAUAUAAAAGUAAGCUUUUAUGAAGUGAAGAAAGAAAGUAAUUUAUACAUCGCAAAUGGCACUACAUUAAUUACCGAAAAGAUGUCAAAAUAUGCAAAAACAGCCCAUACUGCGUUAGUCACACAGUAGAGAUAUGGUGAUAAAUACUAGAAGAUAAGUCCUUAAUGGCAAAAAACAUUUAAAUUAUUACUUGAAAUUUGAAGUUUUUUACUUUUGUUAAAAUCUAAGUACGUACAGUUUGAUUUUCUUAAAAUAUUUUGGCUCAUCUGGAAGCAUGUAGCUUUAAGUACGAAAAAUGGGAAUAUUGUAUGCAUGAUAAUGAUAUAUAAAUUUAAAAAAUGUGUAAUUUUUCCCAAAGGUCAAACUCAUAUUUUGUGCAAUAUUAAGUGUAAAUGAUAGCAUAUUACUAAUUUUUAUUUUUACUCGGCAAGCAUAAAACGUAAGCUUCUGAAUAUAGUGUAGACUACAUGUAAUCUGUAUUCUUUCCUUGAAAAACUGUCUUCCUUUCUAUAAUACUAUGCAUCAUAACAAAACAAAAUCAAAUUUAUUGAUUGUUAAAUAAUUUGUUCACUGUUGGAUCAGAUUUUUACAGCAUGUCUAGCUCAACUUAAAUUAUCAUAGCAUUGAAAGUAAAAGAGAGAGUAGAUAUACAAAAUGUACGUGUAUUUGAUAAAUAUAUGGAUAUAUUGACAAGAUGGUCGUGUGGGGGUUGCGUUUAUUGAACGCCUCCUUUCCUUGUUGAUCUUGUUUACCAUAUUUUAUUGAUUUUCUAUAAUACUUAUGAAUAUUAGGAAAUUAAUUCCUCUUAACACUGGUUUGAUGUAAAUUUACAGUGGUAUCUAAUACAUAUGUGUAUAUUCCCUCAAAAAUCUGAUAAAACUCUUCAUCUAACAUAUUUGUUACAGAAAAUAAACAACUACAUCUUAUAAAAGCAGAAGGAUAGCUAUAAUUUUGAUCCUGUGUUCAUGUGAAAUUAUGUUAUUCUUUUUUUCUUUUUUUAAGAUUUUAUCAUCAGUUAUUUUUAAUUAUAUUAUUUGUCUAACAUAGUUUAACUCAUAGAAUCUCUGGCAUUUUAUUGUUUAAGAAAUGGAAUGCAAGUUGUUUCAGUGUAGAACAAACUGUUUGAUCAUACUGUUUUCAUGUCUAGAAGAUUGAGAACAAAUAUUGUUGUAAAUUUUCAUGUGUGUGAAUUGCUGCACUAAUUUUGCCUUAAAAAAAAUUUGCGAUCUAAUUUUAAUAUAUUUAGUUAAAAGAUUUCUGUGUUUUUGUUAAGGAUUUGGCCUGCUUUGAAUUUGGAACUGUCCGUCACAGGUAGGAGAGUUUAUAGUCACCUCAAUGCCGUAAUGAGUUAUCUCCUAUUAAAUUAUGUAAAGAGUUAACCCAUUACUGUAUUGAGGUGACAAUAUGUGUUCAUAUACUGAAACAUUGUGACUACACUGACAUGACUGUAUUGACAAUAUGUGUUCACAUUUUUGAAGUUUGCCCCAAGAGCUUAUGUAUACAUGCUUGCCUUACUGUGUACUGAUCAGCAAAGUCAUUCUGCCUGCAUUUUUUCAAAGUGUAAAGGGUACAAAAAUGUAACUGGCAUACCGUAAUAUAAAUAUUAGUAAUAUACAAUAUAAUAAUAAUAAUAUGGAAAUUAAAACAAAACCACCACACAGCCACAAGGUUUGAUAUUCUCAUAGUCUAAUCUAGAGAGAGUUUAGCAAAGAAUGUUCUUGUUUUUUAAUUGAUAAAUUAUAUAUUGAUAUAGAAUGAAAAUAAUGUUCCUUAACACUAUUUUCAGGUGGUGUCAAACGUUUAUCAUAAAACAAGUGCUGUAUAUACCACCAAUAUUUAAUAGUAAAUUUACAAGCAUUAUUCUUUCAGUUUAGGAACUUUGGUUCUGUACAGAUAAUUACAGAAGGUUGCUUAUAUUAAGUAAAUGCCAGAAAUAAUGUACAAAGAGACCACUGAGGCCUACCUCCACCAAUAAAGCUGGAAAGUAGUCAUAUGGCUACCAAUGUUGGUAUACCUUAAAACACAACAAAACAACUUGAUCAAAAUACAGACAAAUAUUAUGCCAAUUACAGAUGGCUAUGAUAUAACUCUAUACCGAUUCAAUGGGGAUUGCAGUGUUAAUUUAUUUAACAAAAAGUUAGUCGUCAACAUUUUAGAUUUUGGUAACACUUUAUGGAUAUAUGGGCUGACUUGGCCUUCCAUAGUUCCAGCUUGCACUUUCGAAGUUAAGGGAGCACAAGUUUUUGUUUGUCAUAUUUAUUUAUUUAUCAUAAAUGUUGUUUAGCUGUGUUUAGUAGUUAUAUAUUUUAAAGUUUUAUUUUACACUGUCAUUCUGAAAUCCAUUUGCUAUUGAAACUGUUUAUACAACUCAUAAUUUUCUUGGUGUUUAGAAAUAAAGUUAGAGAAGAUUA